AUGGGAAUUUGCAGCAGCAGCAGCCAAGAGCUCAGCGGGGUGAGGGGCCCGGAGCCAGCGGGGUUUGUCCUCAAAUCGGGGGCAAUCGGGUCGGUGGGACGCGUCGAGCAGGACCGGGACAUCUUCUCGCCGAAGCCGUACUGGAAGGAGUUCAGAUUCGACCUGACCCAGGUGCCCACGGGCGAGUCGGUGACGGCCGCCGAGUUUCGCAUCUACAAGGCGCGGGGUGUCAGCCGCCAUGCCAACACCACCCUCCACGUCAGCAUCUACGAGAUCGCCGCCGAGCACUCCAACAGGGAGUCUGACCUGUUCCUGCUGGAUGUCCAGGACCUGCGUGCCGGGACCGAGGGCUGGCUGGUAUUUGACGUCACGGCUGCCAGCAACCACUGGUUAGUGGAUCGGAAAUACAACCUGGGGCUGCGACUCUACGUGGAGACGGAUGAUGGGCACAGCGUCGACCCGGGCUCGGCGGGGCUGCUGGGGCGCCGGGGGCCCCGCUCCAAGCAGCCCUUCAUGGUGACAUUUUUCCGGGCGAGCCCCAGCCCCGCGCGCGUUACGCGGGCAGCCAAGCCCCCGAGGAGGCGGCAGCCCAAGAAGACGAACGACCUCCCACAUCCAAACAAGCUGCCGGGAAUUUUUGACGAUGUCCACGCCACGGACGGGCGGCAGGUCUGCCGGCGCCACGAGCUCUACGUCAGCUUCCAGGACCUUGGCUGGCUGGACUGGGUGAUCGCCCCGCAGGGGUACUCAGCCUACUACUGUGAGGGGGAGUGCGCCUUCCCCCUGGACUCCUGCAUGAACGCCACCAACCACGCCAUCCUGCAGUCCCUGGUCCACCUGAUGAAGCCCGAGGCCGUGCCCAAGGCGUGCUGUGCCCCCACGAAGCUCAGCGCCACCUCCGUCCUCUACUAUGACAGCAACAACAACGUCAUCCUCAAGAAGCACCGCAACAUGGUGGUGAAAUCAUGCGGCUGCCACUGACGGCCAGGUCCCAUCCCCGUCCCCGAACGUCCCAUCCCAUCCCAUCCCCACCAGAGCAACGUGACACUGGGUCCCUGCUGCGUGUGUGGAAGAGGAGUUUCAUGGGCUCCAUCAUAGCAAA
Aptenodytes forsteri (emperor penguin) is the source of this 1102-nucleotide messenger RNA. Its product is annotated as bone morphogenetic protein 8A. Gene Ontology annotation, biological process: SMAD protein signal transduction. Gene Ontology annotation, molecular function: growth factor activity; cytokine activity. The transcript has 7 exons. Gene Ontology annotation, cellular component: extracellular region. Lineage: Eukaryota; Metazoa; Chordata; Aves; Sphenisciformes; Spheniscidae. The record is from RefSeq and is a predicted model, not a curated record. Bases 1 to 981 code for a protein of 326 amino acids.